AUGGUCAAGAAGAGAAAGAACAACGGACGCAACAAGAAGGGCCGCGGCCACGUCAAGCCCAUCCGCUGCAGCAACUGCUCGCGCUGCACGCCCAAGGACAAGGCCAUCAAGCGCUUCACCAUCCGCAACAUGGUCGAGUCUGCUGCUAUCCGUGAUAUCUCGGACGCCUCCGUCUUCGCGGAGUACACCGUACCCAAGAUGUACCUGAAGCUGCAGUACUGUGUCUCUUGCGCCAUCCACGGCAAGAUUGUCCGUGUCCGUUCCGUCGUCGGCCGCCGCAACCGUGCUCCCCCUCCCCGCGUCCGCUACAACAAGGACGGCAAGAAGAUCGUCCCCACCGUCGCCAAGACCGCUUAA
Molecule: messenger RNA, 357 nt
Organism: Colletotrichum chrysophilum
Lineage: Eukaryota; Fungi; Ascomycota; Sordariomycetes; Glomerellales; Glomerellaceae
Gene: RPS26
Product: 40S ribosomal protein S26
Exons: 4
Coding region: 1-357 (118 amino acids)
Biological process (GO): translation
Cellular component (GO): ribosome; cytosolic small ribosomal subunit
Molecular function (GO): structural constituent of ribosome; mRNA binding
Source: RefSeq, a predicted model, not a curated record